Molecule: messenger RNA, 713 nt
Organism: Solanum dulcamara
Lineage: Eukaryota; Viridiplantae; Streptophyta; Magnoliopsida; Solanales; Solanaceae
Product: DNA mismatch repair protein MLH3-like
Exons: 4
Coding region: 310-576 (88 amino acids)
Biological process (GO): mismatch repair
Cellular component (GO): mismatch repair complex
Molecular function (GO): ATP-dependent DNA damage sensor activity; ATP hydrolysis activity
Source: RefSeq, a predicted model, not a curated record
CCCUGCGCAUUGUAGAACUCACCACCAUCAUAUUACGGGCCCGCGUAUCAUAUCUGCUACCGGCGCAUCUUUAGAGUACGCCGCCGAAUUGCUGAUCCUAAAUGUCCGAUGAAAACCCAAAACCCUGAGCCCUGCUUAAGUCUUCCGCUGAUCUGUCUGCAUUUUUCCAGAAAGAACUUGUUGGCUUUUUGAAGUUACAUACAUUGGUAUUCUCAAUUUUCCCGCCGAUCAAUCUGCUCAAGUAAUGCUACUGUUCUUCCCAUCCAUUAAAAAAGAAAGAAGGAAAAUUCGAGAACUCGUUGAAGUUACAUGGGGAGAUGGGGUCAAUUCGGUGAGGGUAUCACAAGGGUUGUUGAGGAGUUGGUUUUCAACAGCCUCGAUGCUGGUGCCACCAAGGUAUCUGUUGCUAUAGGCAUUGGGACCUGCUUUGUGAAGGUGGAUGACAAUGGAUGUGGUGUUUCGCGAGAUGGACCGGUGCUGAUGGGAGAAAAAUAUGAUAUUCUUUUUGCAAAAUGUUGGACUGCCAUCAACUUUUCUAUUGUAUUGAUGUUGCUGUACAUAAUUUCUUUUGCCUGACAACUAUGAUUUUCAUAACUUGGACUGAUUGUUGUAGUGACAGUUUGUGUUCAUUAGUUGUUGGUUUUUCCGCAGAUGUUCUUUUAUGCAUUGUUUUGUGGUUUUACUUGUAAUUGGGCAAAACUUGUACGGCUAUA